This is a messenger RNA of Oreochromis aureus, 1858 nucleotides long. RefSeq names its product CD276 antigen-like. The transcript has 6 exons. The record is from RefSeq and is a predicted model, not a curated record. Gene Ontology annotation, biological process: cell surface receptor signaling pathway; negative regulation of T cell proliferation; cellular response to lipopolysaccharide. Gene Ontology annotation, cellular component: external side of plasma membrane. NCBI's taxonomy places the organism in Eukaryota, Metazoa, Chordata, Actinopteri, Cichliformes, Cichlidae. Bases 72 to 1157 code for a protein of 361 amino acids.
GUGACUUUGAUGUCUGAAGACUUGCCCAGAAUACUCAGAAUGAACUGUGUUUUCUUCCUUGCAGUCCAGUGAUGCAUAUCAUCAUUGCUGCCUUGUUUGUGGUGAUUGUUAUAGUUCUUUUAAUACCUACGAUUUCGAGAGGAGAUGCCAAGGUGUCUUGUGUUUUCAAGGAGAGCUGCAUCUUACCAUGUAGUUUCCAGGGUGACAUUGAAGAAGAUCCAUACAUCCACUGGAUGCACUUGUCAGAGGGACACCCUCUUGUCUACUUGCACUAUGACAACAAAGAGCAGCUCACAACCCAGGACCAGCAAUUCAGAAAUAGGACGUCACUGUUCAAGGACCAGCUCUCCAGAGGAAAUGCGUCGCUCCAGCUGGCAGGGGUGCAGGUUCUGGACGAGGGCAGAUACAGCUGCUACAUCAGCACCGAUAAUAGAGAGAAGGAGUCAUUUAUCGACCUCGAAGUGCACAGUAUGAGAAACCAAAGUACCCCAGUCAAAGUCAGCAUUCAGCAUGUAGGAAACAGGAUCACCUGCAGCUCAGAGGGCAUCUAUCCUGAACCUGAGCUCACCUGGUCAACCAGACCUCCAUCCAAGGUGAGCUUCAAGAAUACAACAACAGUCGAGCAGACCAAGCAGCAGCUCUACAACAUCAAUGGUUCUUUGAUAGCUUCACUCGAUGAAAGUGAUCGAGUCUACAGCUGCACUGUGAGCACUCAGAGAAACAGGAGGAGAGCCAGUCUGAGGCAGCUACAACAGAUUAAUGGCAGCGACCUUGAGGCAACAAUCUCCUGUUCCUCUUCAAACACUUCUCUAAUGAGCCUCAUUUGGAGAUUCAACCACAGUCAGAUCAUUGUGAGCAGGUCUGGACCCAGUGACAACUAUACAGUCUCAGAGAGGUGGAAGCAGCAUGUGAAGGGUGUCUCAGAGUCAGGCAACCUCAUUUUAAAGUAUUUGUCUUCAGAUCAAGAUGGAAUAUACUCAUGUGAAAUCAGUGAUGCUGACGAAACAGUCAUAACUGAAACGUGUAUGAGGAUAAGUGAAGAUAAUUCGGCGAAGGUUGGCGUCACCAUCGGGGUGGUUUCAGUCCUAGCCCUUUUUCUGAUACUGUGCUGUAAAAAGAAAAAAGAUGUGUUAACAGAUAAACUUGAAGAUAAAUAAAGUAAAAUCUCCAGUGAAACAUCUCCCUCUUUUUAUCAGCCACCAACAUGACUCUGCUUCAGUUGAAUGUCUCUGAAGGAAAAAGAGAAGAAGACGACAAUCACAUGUGAAGUGCAAAGUUGACUUAUCACACUAAAAAAUGUGGGCGAAAUUGAUGUGACAAAGUUAACUGCAACUUAAUUGUAAUUAGUAAUAGUCUUUUAAUCUUUUGUUAAAUAAACAUCAGUGUUGAUAAUUUUAUACAUUUUAAAAAUUGUUUAUAAUUUUAUAAAUUAAGAUAUGUUUUUUUGUUCCUUGUCUAGUUACUGUUGUCUCCAUGUUCCUUCUGUCUCCCCAGUUAGUCGUGUCUCUAUGUCUGGGUGUCAGGUCCACGACUUUGUAAAUGUCUCUUGUUUCCUGUUUUAUUUUGAUAGUCCUUGUCCUCUGUACAGUGUAUCUAGUUUUGCUUCCCCUUGUCUCAUUAGUCUGCUGACUCACAGCUGUGUUUCCCUCCUGUUUCCCAUUCCCUUGUGUAUUUAAACCCUGUGUUUUCCUUUCCCCUUGGUCAUGUUGUGCCACCUCAGGUGCUGUAAGUCACUGUGUGGGUCUAGUUUCACAGUGUUUUCUUCUUAGUUUCUUAUUCAAGUUUUUAGUUUGUUUUGUGCGAGUUUAUUUUUAUGGAGUAUUGUUUCCCAGUGAAUAAAGCUGCUAUUCUAAGUUUA